This is a messenger RNA of Corapipo altera (White-ruffed manakin), 4714 nucleotides long. It is a transcript of the gene GEMIN8, whose product is annotated as gem nuclear organelle associated protein 8. Lineage: Eukaryota; Metazoa; Chordata; Aves; Passeriformes; Pipridae. The transcript is spliced from 5 exons. The record is from RefSeq and is a predicted model, not a curated record. Bases 234 to 944 code for a protein of 236 amino acids. Gene Ontology annotation, biological process: spliceosomal snRNP assembly. Gene Ontology annotation, cellular component: SMN complex.
CGGCCCCGCCGGAACAGAGGGAGGGAGGGAAGGAGGGAACGCUGGAGGCGGCCCUGCUCGGUUCCAUUCGCUCGCCAGAGCCUCAGGCUGUCCGGCAAUUGCUGCUGUUGUUGUAAGGACACUGGUGCGAACAUCAUAGUGAUAGGUGGGUCUUCACAGCACUCCUGUUGGGAUGAGAAGCAGCUGUAACUCUGCUUUCAACUUGAUCAUCACCAGAACAAACUCGACAAGAGAUGGAAGACACCGAGCCGUGGUAUUCUCAGAAGGUGUACACGAGAUACUGGAAGCACUAUAACUUAGCCAUGCGCUGGAUGCGGAGGCACCAGAAAGCCUACAGGAAAGCCAUGGAGUCCUUUUAUCACCUACCAUGGCAUCCUCCUGCAGCCUCUCCAAGUAGCCACUACUCAGACUGGGAUGGGAAUGAUCUCCCACACACCCGAAACUAUUCUUCCCGCUAUCAGCCACGUGGCGGAGCUCUGUAUGGUGGGGGAGCUCAGCAGUGCACAGGUGCCCACCGAGAGAGGGAGGAUGCUGAAGAAGUCUCUGAAAUGGAGGAGGAUGCUGAAAGGGACUCCGAAAUGGAAGAAGGCUCCGAGUCUGAAGGGGAGAUAGAAUAUGACUUGAGUAACAUGGAGAUCACAGAGGAGCUUCGCCAGUUUUUUGCAGAGACAGAGAGGCACCGGGAAGAGCUGCGGAGGCAGCAGCAGCUGGAAGCUGAGGACCCGUACGUGGAGGCUGAUCAAGACCUUCACAGGAGGACGGAGCGAUCUGUGGAGCCGCCUACGGAAAGACCUGGGGAGAGGCGAAUGGCAGAAAUGAAAAAACUGUAUGGUGCUGAUGCUGCCAAAAUCCAGGCAAUGGAGGCUGCCAUGCAGCUUAUCUUUGACAGGAACUGUGACAAAAAGCAGCCCAAAUACUGGCCCAUUAUUCCCCUUAAGCUGUGAGUACCUGGACUGUGCUCUGACAUGGCACACAACUGUGCCUCAGUCAGGUUGUGCUGCUGAAAGAACAAACUGCCAAUUUUGGUUUUGGGUGGGCUUUGGGGCAGAAUCUGGCAAGGACAGCAUGUGUGUCUUUGGCCUUUGUUUCUUUUACACUGUCUAUCAGCAAUGCUCACUGUCUGUUCAACCCACAUACAGUUGUCAAGUAGUAAUAGGAGGGAUGGGAAUAUCAAACGUGUCUUAAGUCAUGUGUUUACUUGUUUGAUACCCGCCUGCCUUGACCAUGCUUGCAAGAAACAACAAUGUCUAUACUCAGUGAACUGGGAAAACUUAAAAUGAUGCAAAUAAGAAAAAGACCAUAGGAAUUGUCUGCUCUUACUGUUUAGGAAUUUGAGUGAUCCCAUUUUUUAGUCUUAACAUAGUAGCAUUUGGAUCCUGUUUCACAUAGCCCAGCUUGAAGUGUUAUGUCUGCUAAUCUUGGAUUUUUUUUGAGAACCAGGAGCCCACUGGCCAAGAUACAACUUAUCAAAUUACCGUAGCCCAGAUGUUUGAAUUCUUUUUCAAAGGUUUAUAAUAAAGCAGGAAGUUUUUCUUCCAGACUGAUGCUUGUCUGACAGAAGUUUGAUUCUAAAGCAACAUUAUAUGGAAAAAUGUUUUAAUGAAGGGGGUGGGAGGGUGAGACAGAAGCCUGAUAUGGUCCUGUCUGUUAGAGGUCUGUUUAGCAGAAGAGAAACUUAAGAGGACACAACAUUAUAGGGGACAGUGCAUGCAGUGAUUUUUGCUAUCUAAUAAAAAGCAUCUUAUGGGUUUGAAGCUUUACAGAAGGCUUAUUAUUUUGAUAGACUUCAUCUGAACAAUGUAUAUGGAGGUAUGAAAGACAGGUAGCCCUGCAGGCUAUGUCUGUUUUAGGUGCAGCUUUCCAGUGCCCGCCUGCAUAUGACAUGCACAAGCCUUAAACACAAGCAGGUAGAUGUGCCUCUGUGUGUACUCAUCCAUCUGCACAGGCUGUUUGGUUCCAUUUCUGUCUCUCUCUACUUUUGGUCAGUUGUGUUUGCUCCACUAGUAGUUAACAAGGUGGAGUGAGGCACACAAGUGGUCUGUGUAAGAGAGGCAGAACUGGCCCCUCAAAACCAAUGAUUCCUUAAAAAUGGUACCGUGAAUACUUCCAAGGACUCUCGGUGAAGCACGGCUGCUACAUCUCAUUGUGUGCUGAGGGGCUGUAGUUUGUCUUGCAGUGUUUCCAUGACAGGGCAAAGGAACCUUCUGCUCAUUUAAUAGUGACAUAUUCAUCUGUCUUUCUGGCAGCAGAGGAGGGUCACAACUAAAAUUCUGGCUUCAGUUUUUCCCAGUGUAUCCAGAGUAUCUCUGAGGCAUGUGUAGUUCGUAAUGCACACCAGCAGUUGCUGUGCCCUCUGCAGCAGCCAGCUGCAACAAAGCGAGUCUGCAAUGCAGUUUGAAAUAUCUUUGCUUUUACUAGUAGUUACUAUGUUUUUUCCAAGCAGCAUUUACAUGUCAGUUGUACCUCUUUCGCUUUGGUUGUGACAAGAUGAAGUUAAAUUGAACACUGAUGUUAAAAAGCCCCUAGUCUCCAAGACUUGUUACUGGUGUGAUUGGUCUGAAAAACUUCAGUGAGACAGGAGAGGGAAUAUUAACAGUCGUGCAUUGUCUUCACUCUUGUUUUUGGUGGGUUUUGUCAAAAAUUUGGUGUUUUGUUUGGGUUUCCUUUCAUUGACCAAAUAAAUUUUCUUCAUAACACUUUGUAAUUUACUUUUUUUUUGUAUAAACAAACUUCCAUACUUCAGUUCUCAUAUGCUAAAGCUUUCUUUUAGCUGCUCCAUUGUUUAAGGAAGAUUGAACUUAGAGCAAGGACAGUUUUAGCGUAUGGAGAAGUGCAAGGAGCGUUGACAGGAGUUUUCACAGGAGUGCCAGUCAGUAUCACAAGUGUAUGGUAUUGUACAAAAUGAAUGGGAAGGUUGCUACAUCUGCUGGGGGAAAACCGUGUCCCAGAUUAACAUACAUAAAUCUCUCUGUUCCUAUUUAAAGUGUUUCCAGUGUGGUGAUGGUGUUUUCUCUGUGCAGUUCAGUUCAGAAAAAAAGGAAGAAUGGGUAGGACUGUUCUUGCUUUUCAACACAAGUCCUAGUUCUUACUGUGGUUUAUUCUGCACCUAGCUGGUUCUUCGAGCAGAAGCAGAAAUUCUGGUGUCCAAAAGUAUUUGUAGAGGCAUCAUACAAGACAAUAUUGAAUUCCUUUCCCACUUCAUAUAAAAUAUAAAAGAAAUUUCCUUGCCUUCGGUUCUUUUACCUAUUUCUAAGAGGGUUUAAUAUAAUUCACGAGGUUAAAAGUAGAGAGAACUGGAUGAUGUGUUCCCUAGGAACUAUGUACUAAGGCCUGAAGCGGAGGAACACACUACUGCAGACUUAAGAGCUGCUGCCAAAUGAUGUCAUUUCAGGGGAUGCGCUGUUGCUGGUCUUUGGCCAGCUGUCUCAUUUUGCUGAUAAUUCAGCAAAACUUGGAAAUUCUUCGUUGCAGUUCUUUUACUCUGUCUCCCAUGUCAUUUUAAAUUUUUAAGAAAUGUCUCACAAAAAAAGGUGUAAUCAUGGAAGAAAUGCAAUGGCAACUCAAAAACACCAGUUCAGUCAUCUGUAACAUUCACCUUUCAUGCCCAUAUGUAUUAUGCUGCAGUCCUCAGUCAUGGGAACGUGUGCGCUUUUUUCCCCCAAGGACACAAUGUUAUGCCACCCACUUGACUAGAAUGCAACUGUGAUGCUGCAGACGUGAUUCUCUCUUGUCCACAGCGUUGCACCUUUGCUUUCAGUUGUGCCAACUGCUCAUAUAGUCCUGCCUGAAGGGAAUUCUUCAUUUGCUGCUGGUGCUGUUUCUCAUGAGCUUUUCCCAGCUCCAGCAGAAGGAAUUACAGCCUGAAGUCACAACUUUUCAUACAGUUAGUCUUAAUUUCAGAGACUGGUUUCCUCAUUUGUUACGUGCAAAUCAGCCUUAUUUUUGGGAGAAGGGUUUGUGAUUGGCUGAAGACACUUCAAAGAUUGGAGAAAAAUGUUAUAGGUCUUCUCUACUGAAAGCAUUCUUAAAAGAAAUUAAAAAAAACUUUCAGAACUGGCACAAUAUAAAUUUAACAUACAAAUGAAGCGAUGACUUCUGUGUUUCCUACCAGAAGAAAAACUACUUACUUUUAUGCAUUGGUGACAUUGUCAAGUGCUCUUGUUCUUCUAGAAUUAUUUCCCCAUAAAGCAGCUGACAGCUCAGUAUGCCUGUGUGUACAGGCAGCCUGAAAAGAGAUUCAACCAUUUUGCUGAGAGUAACUUUUCUCAUGGAACAUAAUGGGUAAGUAUUCAUACCUUUUGAGUGGUCUUGUUAAUGACUCGUACUUGGAAGAAGCAUUAAUAAAAAACAACCUAAAUUUCUGUAACAGCCUUUGUGAAGGAUAAACACUUACAUAAUCCACAUGGAUUUGUUCCCUCGUGUCUUUUUCCCUUUGUAAAAGCUCCUCGCUCACUCAUUACCUGAAAUACCUUGCAAAUAUUUGUAUCUUCAUCUCUUGUUACAUUAAUAACUAUCCAACUCUGAAUAGAAACUGAGAAAAGCAGGACACUGAUUCAGCUGCUUAAAUUUCGAGUUUUAAGUGUGAUUUUUGGCAUAAUGGUCUGAACACUUUGGCUGAAAGAACUACAGAGGGGCCAAGAUUAUUGCCCAAAAUGUGAAAUACAGUCUGUCAAAAGGAUGCAUCCAGAACUCUGUUUUCUUUGUGGUUUCUUUA